GAUGUUGAGACAAGGUCUCCCUAUGUAGUUUAGGCUGGCCUUGAACUCACUGUGUAGCCCAGCCCGGGCUCUUAACUCACAGCGAUUCUGCCUCAAUUUCCCAAGUGCUGGGAUCACAAACGUGUGCUACCACACCUGGUGAAACUUUAAUUCUUGUACAUCAUAAAAACUUUACAUUGAAAUAUAUUUACGAUUACUGAAAAGCUUUUAAAAAGCAUUGAAUUCUCACUUCUGUUAAGGUUAACAUUGACCAUGCCAUUAUGCAGUUAUCAAAAGCAAGAAAUUUAUCAGAACAAUACUGAGCAUUUUUAAAUUUUGUUUUAUUUAUUUGGAAUGACCUUUUUGUUUUUUAGGAUCCAAUGUAAGAUCAUCACAUUGCGUUUAGUUGUCUCGGCUACAUCAUGUCUUCCACUUUGUGAUAGUUCCUCAGUAUUUUCCCGUCUUUCAUGAUUUUUGCACUUUUGAAGAGUCCAAAUGGUUUUUUGUAUGAGCAGAGAAGACAGUUUUUGGAAGCAGAAGUGACAGAAUAUUUUUUAGGAUGUUUGAAGAUGAUGAAAAAGUGAAGUUACGCCGCCUUGAACCAGCUAUCCAGAAGUUCACUAAGAUAGUAAUCCCAACAGAUCUGGAGAGGUUGCGAAGGCACCAGAUAAACAUCGAGAAGUAUCAACGCUGUAGAAUCUGGGACAAGUUGCAUGAAGAGCAUAUCAAUGCAGGACGUACAGUUCAGCAACUCCGCUCCAAUAUUCGAGAAAUGGAAAAGCUUUGUCUGAAAGUCCGAAAGGAUGACUUGAUACUUCUGAAGAGAAUGAUAGAUCCUAUUAAAGAAGAAGCAUCAGCAGCAACAGCAGAAUUUCUCCAACUCAAUGUGGAAUCUGUUGAAGAACUUAAGAAACAGUGCAGUGAUGAAGAAACAUUACAGCCUUCUUUAACCAGAUCCAUGACUGUUGGUGGAGCAAUUCACACACCUGAAGCUGACACUGAUUCUCAGAGUUUGACUCAGGUUUAUGCGCUGCCUGAAAUUCCUCGGGAUGAAAACGCUGCAGAAUCAUGGGACACCUUAGCAGCGGACUUAAAUGAACUUAGUCAACUGGUCACUGAUUUCGCUCUCCUAGUGAAUUCUCAGCAGGAGAAGAUUGACAGCAUUGCAGACCACGUCAACACUGCCGCUGUGAAUGUUGAAGAGGGAACCAAGAACUUGGGGAAGGCUGCAAAAUACAAGCUGGCAGCUCUGCCCGUGGCAGGUGCGCUCAUCGGAGGAAUGGUGGGGGGUCCGAUUGGCCUCCUUGUAGGCUUCAAAAUGGUAGGAAUUGCAGCUGCACUUGGUGGUGGGGUGUUAGGCUUCACAGGUGGAAAAUUGAUACAAAGAAGGAAACAGAAAAUGAUGGAGAAGCUCACUUCCAGCUGUCCAGAUCUUCACAGCCAAAGUGACAAAAAGUGCAGUUAGAGACCAGACUUUGGCCUUUCCGGCACCACCAUAGUGACCCUCGUAAACACCUUGCUGCUGGGGACACACUGCCCGCCUGUGGAAUUCUGCAUGUCGGGACAGUGGCUCUGGUGCUCUGAUGUGACGGAACCGUGACGUCGGUUGUAUUUUCUUUUGCUGGGUGUUGGAGAUUUUAGGGAUCGAGAGGCUUAGGAUGUGUAAUUCUCACUGAGUCAAAUUUAAAGACUGCCAAGGAGCAAGUUUUCUGCCCUGAGUGAAAUGUGAAAACUGAGUUUAAAACUUGGUGAAGGACUUAGCAUGUGCCCCUGAAUUGGCGACCUUCGGCCUAAGUGUAUUUACUCAGGCCCCUUGGUGAGGAAAGGGCAGGAGCACAGAGCCUUUCUAUAGAUAGGCCAGGUGCAGGGGACUCCAACAUGGAAUCUGUUUGGUGAACCUGACUGUGGUUGGAGCCAGCUUACAUUGCUUUUAGGUGAGGGAAGUCAUGGUGUAAGGAAGUGGAGAGAGGCCCGUCUCUCUUUCAGAUGUCGUUUGUGACACUGGCUUCUUUGCAGAACUUGUCCCCUGCCUGCCGUAAAGCAGCACUGAUAGCAAGUGGUAGGAGAGUGUGAGGCUGGCCACCUUCUCAACCAUCCAGGGCCUUUGUUUCCCUCCUGUGAACUUUGAAAAGCCUUUUCCGUCUAUGGGGUGAAUCCUACUCACGUAUAAUGAGCACUUUUCUCAUCGUCUGCCUUCCAGUGUUGCUUCCCAUCUCUACCCUUCCUGUAACCUUUAAAGUUUAACAAGGAGGAAAACUUCCAGUGUUUCCAGCAUUGUAAGAGUUGGGUUAAAAAUGAGGGCCCAAAACCAUGAGGCCGCAUCCUGGGGUACUGUCUGGUUUGGAGGGCUUGAUGGGCCCACUGCACAGAGGGCUCUGUCCUGUGUCCUUCUCACCCUGCCUUUUGAGCAAAGAACUUUCUACCUCACUGCUGUUACUUCCACCCCUUCCUUCCCCAGGCUUCUUUAUCUCCUGGACUUUCCACAUUUUCUGUUUCUUCCCCAAAAUGCUGUUUAUGAUUAGCUGACAAAGCCUGGUCCCAACACUCAGUCCCAAUAAAGAAUUUGCGGUGCUCAUACCAACACUGAUACUGAGUGUGGUGCAGCCCAACUCCACGUGUAUCUGAAAGACCACAAGCGGUCUACACGGUAAGAGUAAAGGUCAGAGGCACCCUCCCUCUGCGCCCCUGGCUCUUCGGCAUAGCAAGGAACCAGCCGCCUGUUGGCCUUCCUCUGCUGUCUUCUGUGGGCUGGAGUGGGUUCCUGCACCUCAGGAGGUCUGGGCAGUGCAGGGAAGUCAAGGGUUACCAAUGAGCUGCUCUCUCGCUGAGGUUGCUUUAACUAACUUUGUUUGCUACCUGUCACGUCUGUGGCUCCAUAUGAGACAAAGCACCAUUUCUUACUGGCAAGGAGCAACAAUUACCUACUUCCUUCCAUCUUAACACAAAAGGAGAGCUGAUCCAGUGAGUGCUAGUGGACACACCUAAGGUUGGCAUCACUGUUUUUGUUUCCACGCUGGGUACUGAGCCCAGGGCCUUCACACUGAGCUACAUCUCUGGUCAUUUUUUUUUUUUUACAUUUGGGGACAGGGUCUUGCUGAAUCCCUGAGGUGCCAGGGCUGGGCUCAAACUCAUGACCCUUCUGUUUCAGCUUCCCAGAGUGCUGGAAUUACAGGUGCGGCUACCAUGCUCAGCUUGCUGCCCAUCUUUUCCUAGAUUUUGGUCCUUGCUGUCCCUUUAACAAGUUGUUAAACCUGAGUGAGCUUUUCCAACCUAGUUGGCAGAAAUUGCAAACUUAGGUAUGAUUAUCUCAAGAUUCAUUUCUCUGUCUGUAGUUUCUGGUAGUCUGUCCUGCUUCAUUGCUGUAUAAUGCUCUACUCUGCCAACCCCAAAUUUGUCACACUUUCAACAUAACUUCUUAAAAACACAUGAAGACGUGUAAGCACCUGAAGAAGAGAGAAAGUCCAGUCCUAUAUGUGAAGCAUAUACUCUGGUGCAGAAUUUCUCAUUUUUACUGAGCUAUGUGGGACCCAGUUAUAUGCACUCAGUCUUCAACUUUUACUGCUCGUCAGGACUGGAAUACUAGGCCAGCAGUCUUUAUAAUUCAGCAACCCACAGUCCUUUAAGAAAGUUACCUAGAAACUAUGUCUCAUUUCCCCUAAUAGCCAACUUUUUGUAGAAAUUGCUAAAGUGUUUAAUCAACUAUAAAGGAAAUAGCUAUAAUCUGUAAAGUGCUUAUGUGUAUAAAUUAGUAUGACACUGAGAGCUGAAUUUAAUGCCCUAUAGUGUUAGGUUAAAUUUAUCUUCUUUAUGACUCAUGUCUCAGUUUUACUGCAGUAAGUUAGAAAGGAAGGUUUUAGUAUUUGUAAAGGUUUAUUUGGAUAAAGGUAGCACUUUCUGAGGACUUUUGAUAUCAUCAUCUGAGGUUUUCUUUAUGGAGCAGAGACUGAGUUUUUGGUGUAACCCAUAAAGAAGUACAUUCGUAUGAAAGCAGCGUAUGCAUAAGGAAACCAUAUUUACACUAUCACGUGCAGUGAAUUUUCAUGCUUUCACUGCUUAUAAAAUACACCCAAUUAGCCCACUGUGCUGACUGGUGUGUAUGUGAUUGCAACCCUUACUUUGAAGAAAACAUCCUUACAGUGGAACUGGUGUUUAGUGAAUACACUGCCAGGUAGGGCAGCUGAGCCUCAGAGAAUCAAAUAAUUUGCAGAGGAUGAUUCGAUUGCAAAGGGGAGAAGCCAGGGUGUAACUGGCUUGUCGAACUACAGAAACUGUUCUAAGGCAGCCGUACCCCGUGCUGCCUCUGCAGCGCUGAGCCGCGCCCUCGGUUCUGCCUCCGCAGGCCCCGCAGGCCCCCUCGCUAAGGCCAGCUUUGUGACUUCGCUUUCUGCUUCUCCAGCUUCUGAUUCCUCACCAGGUGUCCAGCAGCCACAUACUUUUUAAUGGUGGCAAUUAAAGAUGUGCAUCGUGGUGGAUUUGAGCCUUACACUGUAAAAUUAAGGUGUUAUUCCAUCACACCCAACCUAUAAAUUAUUUUAUUCAUCGGUUAUAGCCAGCUUAAACAAUGCUUUUUAUACUAAUGAACUUUUCAUGCCUUUUAAAGCAAAUCUGUCAUUAUUCACAGAAUUAAAAUGGUUAUUUCUUUUACAAUGAUGCCCUUUUGGGAACUGUGUAGUCACUGUGCUGGUGGUGGCUUUACUCAGACCUCUCUAAACUGCUUUUGUAAUUGCUCUAAAGAUGGAUGCGGACCACACAGGAAGAGCCAUCUGCAUUUUAGGGAGACCGUACUUCCUUUGUCCUUCUGUCUGCACCUGUCUUCCUCUGGGUUUUAUCUUCCGAUGGCUUAGCUCUCCUACCCCAGCACCUAGGAGCCAGGGACCUAAAGAAGUGAUUAUGCUGGGACUGUGCGGAACUAGCCAGAGCUCCCGAGCAAAGGACACACAGGUUCCACUGAGUCUGAGGAACCCCUAAGUCCAAAAGCCUGCCUACCCACCCGUAAGUGCUCUAAGUUACUUGUAUAGGAGAAAGGAGUAAAUGCUAAUAUUGUUCACAGGAAGCUGAAGAAAGCUGUAAUAUAAAGAUACAGCACUCAGGAUUUCCUACCUGUGAAAGUACAAAAACCAAACCACGCUUCUUGUUCACUUCAGAAAAGCAAGGCAUUUCAUUGGUGCCACAGGGAAUCUUUGGAAGGCAGGACAAAGAAAAGCUUGCAAAAAAGGCUCUGCAGUGAUACAGGAUACUGCCACCAUAAAGGGGUGUGUAGCUCAGCAGUCAGAUGGGCCCUGCCACUCUGGCCAUUCAAGUUCUGUUUGUUUUUAUGACCACUAGCUUUCUGCCAGGUGAUUCUCACUAUUGGUAUUUGUCAGUUUUACACCAUUUCACAGAGAAACUUAUUAUAAACAAACAAUGGUAAAAGUAUAUUUGGCUAUCAAAGAAAUACAUUAUUAUGACAAUGUAUUUGUGUAAUAUUAACAAAACAAAUUGAAAUAAAAAUGUGAAAGCAUUCAAAAGGAAGUGAUUUGCUCCAGAUGACAACUAGUUUGCCAAGAGCUAGAAUUAUAACCAUAGUGCAGUCUCAAAGAAAAUAAAUUCUUCAAAAUAAUCUGUUGUUCCUACAUAUCAAGUUGCCUGGUGACAUUUGUAGUCUUUUCAGCCAAACUUCAACAUUCAAACAGGAAAGAAAUUUUUUCCUAGGGGAAAUUACAUUCAAUUUCUUAACAUUCAAAAUAAUACCAGUCCUGUCGCCUGUACAUCCGAGAGCUGAGUCUGAGGUUCUUGAGCAGUGUGAAUAUUCCAGCCUUAACAUACCAUUGUCCAGCUCCUGUAACUUCACUAGUGAAGAGACAUUCAGUAGUAUUUUUUUCGUAUACUUUGCAAGUAUUUGAAGUCUCCUUGUUUUAAGACGAAUAACUAAGACGUCAACUUGGGUGUCAGUAAUAAAAUCCCCUAAAAGUAUUUUCCAUUUUAUUGUUGAACCUUUGGUGUUGCCAAAGUGCAACACAAGAAAAGGCCCAAUUGUUAAGAAUUCAUCAUUUAUGUUGCUCAGUGGUGCUUUAAAAAGGAAACAUGCAAUAAAAUUUAUCCAACGAA
This is a messenger RNA of Cavia porcellus (domestic guinea pig), 6066 nucleotides long. It is a transcript of the gene Stx17, whose product is annotated as syntaxin 17. Lineage: Eukaryota; Metazoa; Chordata; Mammalia; Rodentia; Caviidae. Bases 539 to 1444 code for a protein of 301 amino acids. Gene Ontology annotation, molecular function: SNAP receptor activity; SNARE binding. The transcript has 8 exons. Gene Ontology annotation, cellular component: autophagosome membrane; endomembrane system; SNARE complex. Gene Ontology annotation, biological process: intracellular protein transport; vesicle fusion; vesicle-mediated transport. The record is from RefSeq and is a predicted model, not a curated record.